AUGGUGGCUCCGCGCAACACCGCCUAUGCGGAAGAGAGCGCCGAGGUGGAGGUGCUGUAUGCCAACCUCGAGAAGCUCAAUCGCCUCACCAAGAAGAUUCAGGGGUCCAUGGUGCGCCUGGAGACCGGUGGAAAGGUCGUCAAGGAAGCCAUUGGCCCCAUCUACAGCAACACGCAGUCCCUCCAGAUCACCAACAGCAACAUUGAUAAGGUCAACGAUGCGAUUGAUCGUUUACGCCAGCCCCUCGAUGCAAAGUCCCGAGAGGAGGGUGUCAUCCGCGCUGGUCCGCAAGCCACCGGCCUCGCGCAGUACCUGACCGCGAUGAGACGUGUUGAGAAGGCGCUGGUCGACCUCAACACGACGAACAUGCGGUCCAACCAGAAAGCAAUCGCCGACUUUAAUAAUCUUCUGAAUACAGGCAGUGUGAAGCUGCAGGACAUGUUCCGGGACGAGUUGAGUUUGCAUAUCAGCCCGGUUGAGCCGCUGCAUUAUCUGACCAAAGAACUCCCUUUCCCCUCCAUUCCCGACGACACGAUCUCCAAACUUACCCCGCUAGCUGCUGCAAUCAGCUCGGCAGCCAAGAAUGGGCCACUGCUUGGCUCGGGGGAUAAUCCCGCGCUCAAGAUAUAUGCCGAAGUGCGCGGGUCGUACAUUACCUCCGGCCUGCAGAACCUGGCCAUCGCCUCCCUCAACACGGUCAAACGCAAACCGCAAGACGGCCCCUACAAACAAGGCACCAACGGGAUUGGGAUCUACUCGAAUGCGCUAGAAGGAUUUAUCACCACAGAACAUGCCAUCAUCAAUCAAAUCUUUACCGGGGACCAGCGAGGCUUGGCGUUGCAGGCCACUUUCCUGUCACCGAUGGCAGAAUAUUCCAAGACUCUCCGGGAACUCAACCAAUAUAUCAAGGCCAACCUGAUGACGGAUUGUUUCCUCGCGUUUGAGAUCAUGGAGAUUGUGACAGCUAUGUCUUACCGAAUCGAUUCGAAGACGGGAGAGCUAAAGAGUCUCUUCAUCGAAGCUCUAAGGCCCGUGCGGGAAACUGCAAAGUCAUCUCUCUCAGAGCUGCUAGAAGAGACAAAACGCAAGGCUUCCAGCUCGUCGGCCCUGCCUCCAGAUGGCGGAUCGGUGCCGCUUGUGACGGAGGUGAUGAGCUCACUCUCUACCCUGACAGGCUACUCAGGACCAUUAGCCUCGAUCUUGACGUCAGUCGGUGAUGGGAACUGGCGCUCGCGAACCAACACGUCCGGUGCGGCUCCCCUGGAUGUCGGCCCGGAUAGUAGUACCCUUCUGUCUCACUUUAUUCUGGAUAUGAUUGAGGCCCUCAUGACUUCUUUGGAAGCACGGGGUCGGAAUUUCCACCGCACCAAGGCCGCUCUUGGUGUGUUUCUGUCGAAUGUUUUCUGUAUUGUCGACCGAUCGAUUCGCCAGAGCCCCGAACUGGCGCGUUAUCUCGGUGCACCGGACAGCAUCGCCCGCAUCGACACAUUCCGCAAGCGUGCAACCUCGACCUAUCUCGAUGCGUGGAAGGAAACCUCUCAGUGCUUGCUUGACGUGCAGUACACCUCCAAGACUGGGUCUCGGACCAGUUCCGGGGGCGCUGUGGACUCGAGCUCCAUUAUCAAGAACUUGUCGUCACGCGACCGGGAUGCGAUCAAGGAGAAAUUCAAAUCCUUUAAUGCGAGCUUCGACGAUAUGGUGUCCAAGCACAAAUCGCUGCACAUGGAACGGGAGGUACGCAACGUGCUCGCUCGGGAGUUGCAGGCUGUACUCGAGCCGCUGUACUCGCGCUUCUGGGAUCGGUACCAUGAGGUCGACAAGGGACGGGGCAAGUACAUCAAGUACGACAAGACCGGCCUGUCGACUCAGCUGGCACAGCUCGCCUAG
Penicillium lagena is the source of this 1887-nucleotide messenger RNA. RefSeq names its product EXO70 family protein. The coding region runs from base 1 to 1887 and encodes 628 amino acids. Gene Ontology annotation, cellular component: exocyst. The transcript has 3 exons. Gene Ontology annotation, molecular function: phosphatidylinositol-4,5-bisphosphate binding. Lineage: Eukaryota; Fungi; Ascomycota; Eurotiomycetes; Eurotiales; Aspergillaceae. The record is from RefSeq and is a predicted model, not a curated record. Gene Ontology annotation, biological process: exocytosis.